Messenger RNA from Plasmodium adleri (nom. inval.), 360 nucleotides. RefSeq names its product trophozoite stage antigen. Bases 1 to 360 code for a protein of 119 amino acids. The transcript has a single exon. The record is from RefSeq and is a predicted model, not a curated record. NCBI's taxonomy places the organism in Eukaryota, Apicomplexa, Aconoidasida, Haemosporida, Plasmodiidae.
AUGGGUUACGAUCAAGAAGGGUUAACAAAAUUAUAUAAAAGUUUGUAUAUUAAGGAGAAAGGAGGAUAUGGCAAAAAUGAUAAGAAAGCAAAAAGAUUGUCAUUAAGAACUCAGGUUUCUUCACACAAUGCUUAUGAUUUAAGAUGUAAUUCUGUUGAUACUACUAUGAAUGAUUAUGAAUUCGAAGUUUUUACAACGUUAAAUGAUAAAGUAAGAUUACCAUCACAAUUAAAAAAUAUAAAUAAUAAAGAUAUGAACAUACCUACUGAGUUAACACAUGAACAUAACAAAUUUUAUGCAACCAUAACUUUGAAGUGUAAAGACUGUUCCGAGGAGUUUACACGUGAUUUUGAAUUUUAA